AUGUCGCCGCCACCGCCUGUUGCCGCUGCCGCUGCCGCCUGCUGCUGCUGCCGCCUGCAGUGUUUGUCGGCUGGGUACCCUCCGGAUGAGGCUGCCAGCAGAGAGCGGCUGCUGUACAGGCUCGAGAAUGCGGCAGAUCAAUUCCUGGUGGCAGUGAAGGACGACCAAAUUGUUGGAUUCAUAUGCGGCACCCUGACGAAGGCCGACCGAUUGACGGAAGACAGCAUGGGCCAGCACGAGCCGGAUGGAGGGUUGCUGGCCAUCCACAGCGUCGCGGUGGAUGCGGCACACAGGCGGCAGCGAGUGGCGACGCGCCUACUGCAGGCGUACAAGGCUUAUGUUUGCUCGUCCACACCCUGCCUGACUACUUUGCGGCUGAUAUGCAAGGAGCCAUUACUGAGCUUAUACAAGAACUGCGGAUUUCAGAUGGUAGGGCCUUCGGCUGUGGUGCACGGCAAGGACCCUUGGUUCGAGAUGAGAUGGGAGGAGCGACGUUUCACCGGCGGGGAGACCAUGCUGCUGCAGCCCGACACGCUGGACUACUGGCGCAAUUUUGACCCGCAUCUGGGAACAGAAACACCGCAGCUGGUCGAGGGCACGCGGGACCCACUGGAGGCACGGGUUGUGCUGCAUGGCUGGUUCACUCAGCCAGAUCCAUUCUUUGCCGGUUCGCUGAGGGAGGAGGAGGCAACCCCAGCGCUGAAUGCGUGCCUGGAUGUCCUGUUCGAGGCGCUCAGCACACUCCCGCCCUCAGUUGGCACUGUGACGCUGCAGCUGACGGUGGAGGGCAGUGGCAGGGUGGCAGACAUUUGCUGGAAGGCCAACACGCUUGUGGCGCGGCCUCAGAGCGGGGAGGCGCCGACUGUGGUGACCGAAGCCACGCUGGCUUGCAUAGCCGAGCACCUGCUUCGUGCCCAGUUCCCACCUAGCCAUGACGGGGGCUGCACAGCAAUCACUCUGCCCUUUGUAUUCCAAUGA
Messenger RNA from Chlorella variabilis, 978 nucleotides. RefSeq lists its product as hypothetical. The coding region runs from base 1 to 978 and encodes 325 amino acids. NCBI's taxonomy places the organism in Eukaryota, Viridiplantae, Chlorophyta, Trebouxiophyceae, Chlorellales, Chlorellaceae. The record is from RefSeq and is a predicted model, not a curated record. The transcript has 7 exons. Gene Ontology annotation, molecular function: acyltransferase activity, transferring groups other than amino-acyl groups.